This is a messenger RNA of Papaver somniferum (opium poppy), 2688 nucleotides long. RefSeq lists its product as uncharacterized. NCBI's taxonomy places the organism in Eukaryota, Viridiplantae, Streptophyta, Magnoliopsida, Ranunculales, Papaveraceae. The record is from RefSeq and is a predicted model, not a curated record. The transcript has a single exon. The coding region runs from base 1040 to 2377 and encodes 445 amino acids.
UUGGAGUGAGUGACAGAGAGAAAGAUACUUAUAUAUAACUAGAUUAAAUAAGAACACUUCUUUGAAGAUUCAAAGGGUACUGUUCCCAGAAUUUCAUCGCCACUUAGAUUGUCUUAAAUAUUAGAUGGAUUAGAAUAUACAGAAGUGAUAAAGACUUGUGUUUUGAUUUCUUCAACUAUUUCUUAACCAACAAUUCCACCAACCCCACUUUUGUUUUUAAACCUAUUCUCUUCAGAGAAUUUCUUUUCGACAGAGAAACUGAUUAGUUGGUAACCGAAUUUGAAUUUUUAUCUUGAGGUUUUUUUUUUUCACUUUUGGCAUACAAUGGUGGACUUGUUGAAUUUCUAAAUGCAAAGCCCCUGACUUUCCCAUUCCUUCCUUCUUCAUUCUCUCCUCUUUCCCCAGCAGAGAGAGGUUUUAAAGAAAAACCAUUUUCACAUAAAGAUUGGUUUUUUGAGGAAUUGAUGAACUAAGAAAAAAAGGGUCUCUGUUUCUUCCUCUUAUUCUUCUUCUGUCAGAGAGAUUAUGGAAUCAGUUGAAUUAAACAAAUACCAUCAUCAUCAAGGUAAUUAUGGGUUUUAGAUGUAUUUAAUUCUGGAUUUCUGCACAAAUUCCAAGAUCAGAAACAUAUCUGUUUGAGUUUCUUAAUCGUGGGUUGAAAGAUCAGAUAAUUUCCAGGGGGGGGGUUUGUUUCAUCAAGGUAUUUCUCAUUCAUUUCCCAGUUUAUUAAAAUUGCUAACAUAUUUUCAAUUGUUAGUGAUAUACUUUUUUUUUCUGAUUUGAAGUUUCAUUUAAAGCUCAAUCAGUUUCCAAUUUAGCUGUUAUCAGAUCUAAAUCCUCAUAAUAAAUUCAUCAAAAAAGAAAACCAAAUCCAAACCCCCUUUGUUUCAUAUAAAGUAAGUACCUUUGCCCAUCAAUAAUAACAGUUAAAGACUGUGUCAGUCAGCCAUCUGAGUUUGUCUGUCUUUCCUAAAUUCAUCUCUAUUAGGCUUUAUAAUCCUCCCCUAUCAUUUUUUUUUCCCAAUCAAAUUCUGAAAAAAUGGGUUGUGCAAGUUCAAGUACGAAGAAAUCUUCGUCGCGAUGCCAACACUGUCAAAAUCCUCUUUCUCGUAGUCAUUCAAUGCCAAUUCACCAUCCGGCUCAACGUAAAGGUGAUAGCUAUCAUCUUGUAGCUCUUACCUCUACUACAUUGGGUUCUCUUAAACUCGAUUCUAUUGAUCAUCAUCAUUUAGAUGGUAUUACAUUUAGUGGAAGCUAUCAAGAUGAGUAUGACAACAGGAACUAUGAGAAUGGUGAGGGCAAGAUUAAUGAGUUCUCCACGGAGGUAAUUCAGGCGAAGACUUGGUCUAAUAUGAUAGAAGAGAAGAUACCUAAAGCUAUUUCAAGAACACCGAUCAGAACACCUCCUGGUGAACCUGAAACUAUCAAUUCUUGGGAGUUAAUGGAAGGUUUAGAAGAUGAACAUAGUCCACUUCGUCUUCCUCCGAAUCUUCUGAAUAGGUGUGUGUCUUAUCAUGGGUCCACAAAUUACAGUUCUAAGAUGGUGGAUCAAGAGGAACAACAUUUACAAAAACCACAAGAAGUAUAUGAACCCACCACACCAUCACUACAAGAAAAUGAGUCUGCCUCACCGAAACCAAUAUGGCUAGAGCAUGAAGAUAUUGAUGCAAACUCAAAUUCUAAGAUAGUCGCUGAAGAUUUUGAUCCAGAAAUGAUCUCUACAUUAAGAAAUGCACUGGAAGAACUAUCUCCGAAUAAUACAGUGAUUAAUCCAAAGACACCUCCGGAAAAUGAGAAAGUGGCCAACUCUUUGUUCUCAAAAAAGGUAAGCAAUGCAGUUGCACCAGCAAAAUGCCCACCAGAUGGUGAGAAUAAGGUGGUGAUAUACUUCACAAGUCUUCGAGGGGUAAGAAAAACGUACGAGGACUGCUGCAAUGUAAGAGUCAUACUGAAAGGAUUUGGAUAUCGACUUGACGAGAGAGACGUAUCGAUGCAUAGUGGUUUCAGAGAUGAAUUGAAAGAACUAUUGGGAAGUGAAUACAGAGGUGUGUUACCUAGAGUUUUCGUAAAAGGAGACUACAUUGGCGGAAAUGAGGAAGUAAAACAAUUACAUGAAGACGGAGAAUUGGAGAAGUUACUACGAGGUUGUGAUAUUGAUGAUGGAGUCUGUGAAGCUUGUGGAGAUGUAAGGUUUGUACCAUGUGAAAGAUGUUCAGGUAGUUGUAAGAUCUAUUAUGAAGAAGAAUGCGCCACUGACUAUGAUGAUGAAUUUGAAAGCGAAGACAGAGAAGAAUGUGAAGAAGAUGGUGGUGGAUUUCAAAGAUGUCCUGAUUGUAAUGAAAAUGGAAUUGUCAGAUGUCCUGUAUGUUGUUACUAGCAAAGGGAAGAGAAGCUGCUCAGCUAUGUGGUUUUGGUUUUUCAAGUGAUUUUUCUUAUUAAUUGUUGUAUAGUUGAAGAUCUUUCAGAUGAACAUAGGAAGUGAUUUGAGUGAGAUUGAUUCAGGAAAAAGGACUAAUAAGUUUGUUUGUUUGUUUUUUUAUUUUUAAAUAUCCCAAUUUCUGGGUAAUAAGCAGUAUAUACGUUUCAUUUCUCUCUAUUUUCUUGAGAGAAAUGUUGAAUUACUCAUUCAUGAAUAUGUAAUUUGUAAUUGUUCAGUGGAAAUGAGACUUGUUUCUUGUUUAUAUGAUA